AUAAAAAAGGAUCCCCCAUCUUGGGCCAACUGCCGGCUUUCGCUUACACAAGUCGUGGUGCACUUUUGUUUCUACUCGUUUUGGUCGUACUUUCGGACAAGGACAAGAGAUCAAAAUCUGCUAGACUUGUCAAGGACGGAUCUAUCCUCAUCGCAGCUUCUGCCCACCUGGGAGACUCUCUAGACGGAAAACGGAGCACAACCUAAACGUGAUCGUUUACCAAGCUUCCAAUUUACACACAUUGGAAAACAUCCGAGAGCGGAGUUUCCGACCGAUUGAAACCGGGAUCAUUUCCAAAUCUUUUUUCUUUUUUUGGUCAACCAGCGCUGUUUGGCACACUGGGGACUUGUUUGUCUUGUUUGUGCUGCGCGAUCUCGCGACGUGAAAACUCCGGACAGCUUACUUUUCCCAACGCGCUUGGGGCGCAGCAGCCUUGUUAUUCGGAACUCAUAACAUCUGGCAUCAUCCCCCGGUGCGUAUACCCUGCGUGAUGCGAUCCAUCCCAACAAAACGAUCAGCCGACAAGGCAUCCCCAACGCCGGCAAGCCUGACCAGACGUGACGCGACAACGGGGCUCCCCGUCGUCAAGCCAAAGAGGGUUCAAGUAAAGAAUGCGUGUGUAAAUUGUCAAAAGGCUUGCAAGAAGUGCGAUGAAGCUCGUCCGUGUGCGCGAUGUGUCAAGUUUGGAAUUCAAGAAACUUGUCGAGACUCGGAACGGAAGGAGAGGAAUAGAGGCCUAAAACGAGGGGCUUAUAAACGAAAGUCUUCAGAAGUGUAUGAGUCUCGCCUCCAUUUUCAUAAACAUCACGACUCACACUAUGAGAAGCAAUCCAAACAUCUUUUGCCACCAAGUAGCCUCAAAGCCUCGCUCUCUCAAUCAACACCCACACCGCCACCACCCUUUUCCCAAUCACCCCAACUAGCCAUGGCGGCCGAAUUCGAUCCCCGAGCAGGAGGUCUCGUCACGCCGAUUUUACCCGCAUAUCACCACAUUUACAUUACACCAGCGGGCCCCACAGACGUGGACUGUGUAGAGGAUGACCUAGAAUCCAGGUCACCCACUCCACCGAAAGACGACGAAGAGAAAGACUGGAACAAACUCCAAGUUCUUUCAUCGCUUUGCAGUGCAGUACUAGGCAAUAAGGGCAAGGAGCCCACGCAGGACCGCCAUUUUGCCUCAUCGUAUCCGCUCAAGCACCCUCCUCCCAUCCCAGAUCUGCACCAAGAUCCAGUCAGCCCUCCCCCUUUUGACUCGCUCCUUCCCCACCCAUUCACAAACCUGUACAACUACACCUACCUCCCCUCGUAUCCCCUCCACCACAACCAUGACCUCCACCACCAUCCUCUAUCGCGUCUGACGCACUUGGACGACAACCUUUUUAUAAAAACACAUAUGACUUCCCUCCACCACAUGAGUUUCCUCCGUCGGCCGUGGGAGGUGAGUGAAGAGGGAUAUGAUGAAGCCACCGUGUUGAUGAACCGGUAUACAGAGGUGGGAGAAGAUGAUCAUGAGGAGGAAGGGGAGGACAAUAGUGCAAUCGAGCAGAAGGACGUCUGCAAACGAGAAGGGCUCAAGGUUAUGGGCAUGAACGCUUUUGCUAGUGGGAGAGGGUCAGGCCCAAGGGAUGAGUGGACAAUGGGAUUUAAUUUUUCGUAGGUUGUUGUCGUGUUUGAGGAUCAAAUAAAAAGUCUUAAGCCUGUUGGCCGUGUGA
Spizellomyces punctatus DAOM BR117 is the source of this 1712-nucleotide messenger RNA. RefSeq lists its product as uncharacterized. Lineage: Eukaryota; Fungi; Chytridiomycota; Chytridiomycetes; Spizellomycetales; Spizellomycetaceae. The record is from RefSeq and is a predicted model, not a curated record. Gene Ontology annotation, biological process: regulation of DNA-templated transcription; cellular response to starvation. Bases 491 to 1657 code for a protein of 388 amino acids. Gene Ontology annotation, cellular component: nucleus. Gene Ontology annotation, molecular function: DNA-binding transcription factor activity, RNA polymerase II-specific; RNA polymerase II transcription regulatory region sequence-specific DNA binding; zinc ion binding. The transcript has 5 exons.